Aspergillus pseudonomiae is the source of this 333-nucleotide messenger RNA. Its product is annotated as thiamine diphosphate-binding protein. Gene Ontology annotation, biological process: pentose-phosphate shunt. Gene Ontology annotation, cellular component: cytosol. The record is from RefSeq and is a predicted model, not a curated record. The transcript has a single exon. Gene Ontology annotation, molecular function: transketolase activity. The coding region runs from base 1 to 333 and encodes 110 amino acids. NCBI's taxonomy places the organism in Eukaryota, Fungi, Ascomycota, Eurotiomycetes, Eurotiales, Aspergillaceae.
AUGGCAGCCAUAUCAAAUGGUAUUGCAGAGUUUAACCCUGGAACCUUCAUUCCAGUGACAGCCAUCUUCCUCAUUUUUUACCUGUACGCAGCACCUGGCGUGCGCAUGGGCGCCCUUAGCAAGCUGAGGGGUAUUCACGUUGCGACACACGACUCCAUCGGGGAAGGGCAAAACGGACCAACACAUCAGCCUGUGGAGGUCGACUCGCUGUUUCGUGCCAUGCCCAACUUGCUUUCUAUUCGUCCGGCCGAUGAAGCGGAGGUAACAGGCGCCUGGAUGUGCGCUCUGGAUAAUGAAGACAAGAAAGUUCGCAGCAUUAUUUCUCUUGCUUGA